Messenger RNA from Phoenix dactylifera (date palm), 1357 nucleotides. The record is from RefSeq and is a predicted model, not a curated record. NCBI's taxonomy places the organism in Eukaryota, Viridiplantae, Streptophyta, Magnoliopsida, Arecales, Arecaceae.
UCUGCCCUUCUCCUCCUCGCCGCCGUCUACUUCAACCUCCUCUCCCUCCCCUCCCUCCGCCUCCUUCUCUCCCGCUCCAAAUCCCUCCUCCCCCUCUACCAUCACCUCCCCGGCCGCCGCCUCCCCGUCUUCUGGUUCAUCGGCAAGCGUAAAUCCGAACGCCCGAGUUCUGGGUUCUGGGUCCGGUUCUACAGCAAUGGAGAUCACUACGAGGGGAGCCGUGGCGGGAAGUGCUCCGGCAGCGGGGUGUACCACUAUCACAUGAGUGGGAAGUAUGAGGGGGAUUGGGUUGACGAGAAGUAUGACGGGCAUGGCGUCGAGACAUGGUCUCGGGGAAGCAGGUACAUGGGGCAGUACAGGCAGGGGCUCCGGCAUGGGUUUGGCGUCUAUCGGUUCUACACCGGCGAUGUGUAUUCCGGGGAAUGGUUCAAUGGGCAGAGCCAUGGGUACGGGGUGCACACAUGCGACGAUGGGAGCCGUUACGUCGGGGAGUUCAAGCUAGGGGUCAAGCAUGGGCUUGGGCAUUAUCAUUUCAGGAAUGGGGAUACCUAUGCUGGAGAAUACUUUGGAGACAAGAUGCAUGGUUUUGGAGUUUAUCGUUUUGCAAAUGGGCAUCAAUAUGAGGGUGCCUGGCAUGAGGGCAGAAGACAGGGAUUGGGGAUGUACACAUUUAGAAAUGGGGAGACACAGUCAGGUCACUGGCAAAAUGGUGUUCUUGAUAUUUUUAGCACACAGAACAUCCUGCCUGGGUCUUCAAUUGCUGUCAAUCAUUCCAAAGUGCUGAACACAGUUCAGGAAGCGCGGAGGGCAGCAGGAAAGGCAUUUGAUGUUCCCUGGGUUGAUGAUAGGGUGAACAAGGCUGUUGCAGCGGCCAAUAAAGCAGCUGAGGCAGCCAGGGCUGCAGCAGUUAAAGCUGUUCAGAACCAAGCCUCCAAUGAUGGUGUUGGCAUCCCAACCCUACUUGUGGAAGACACCUUGCUUGGUAUUGCGUAAGUUCAAGUCAGUGGAAGCAACAUUUGAAUUAACUGAUACCAAGAAGAAUUUUCCGGCUGUGCAUUAUGGAACUCCUUUUAUCUUCAAUCCUUUUCUGGAGCAUUAGAUAACUAAUCCUUGCUCAAAGUCACCUCCAGUUGAUGACCGACUGUGGUCAGGGUUUUCCUUUUGUUCUUUUUUUAAAUUCUUAUGUGUAGAUAUUAUGAGUGGCCAUCAAUGUGGAGAGGGUAGGAUUUUCCCAUAAUUUUACGUUGUUUUUUUUGUAAAAAGAGUCUUAUUAAGUACAUGUAUGUGAAUUGAACCUCAUUUUAUGAAUUGUAUUGUAUGUAAAACAGAAAUGUUAUCAAAACAAAGAGUUGUCUCA